Messenger RNA from Cladocopium goreaui, 3728 nucleotides. Lineage: Eukaryota; Dinophyceae; Suessiales; Symbiodiniaceae. The record is from the annotation of a GenBank genome assembly.
AUGUCAACAAAUGGAACAUCGUCACACAGACGUCGCCAGAUCGAGAACACCCACAGGUUGUGGUUCAAGAUUCGCCCAGUGAAGGUCCCUCUCAUAGAUCGAUCGCAGAGAGUCAUGUCCAACCAAUUGACUCUGAGCCAGCGCCUGAAGAAAGCGCGCGAGCAAGAUGGGAAGACCGAAGUGGAAGCCAUGACGAUGGCACAGCUGUCGAAGGAGCGAGUGACAUUCGGAGCCAAGUAUGUCAACUACACAUACCAGCACAUGUGGGACAACCACCCAGACUGGAUUCAGUUCAUGGUGGAUCGCUACGCCAGCAGCAAGAAGAAAGACCAUCAGAAGCUGAUGCGUUACGUGAGUCUGAAGCUGGAAUGUGUGGAGAAUGCUCAGGAAUCAGUCGAAGAUCAAGCCUUCGAAAUGCCUAUCAGCGACCAGUGGGAGGAGGACUUCGGGGACAUCGAUGCAGCACACGAGAUGUUCUGCCCGGAGAUUAUGACGGACAGUGUGGCUCAGCAGAAUGCCGAGGCGAUGCAGUCCAGGAUCACCCACAUCGAGCAGGCUCUCCAGCAGGUCAAUGCACUCGGACAGAAAGCAAUUCGGUUUGGCUAUGAUCAAGGAGACCUUGCCACAGUGGAAGGAAAUCAUGAACAUCAGCCGAUUGAAGGGUCAGUCAUGCAUGGACAACACCGUGUCCUGAGAAGCCAGUACACAGAGGUAUACCCUCGCAAGUUUGCCCGUGCCACCGCUCAGAUCAUGUGCCACAACAAAUUCGAAAGGCCAUUGCACUGGAAUCUCAUUUGGCCUCUUUUGAAUGCUGAACGCAACAGUCCCUGCGAAUCAGACGAAGCUCUGGUCACAGAGCCAAAGCGCUCAGCUGACAAGUUCCCAAAAUCCGAGUUGCUGACACCAGUCCCACUGCAGGAAGCUGAUCCCAAACGGAGAAGAGUCGAGGGUAAGCAAGCCCCAGUCCUGUGUCAAGAACUUGUCCAGGAAGUCAUAGAUCAGGUGGACAAGGUGUUGCCCAGAGUUGGUAGGAUGCAAAUCACCAGUCCCAGUCUGUUGAGAGGGAUCAGCAACAUUUUUCCUGACAAGGACAUAGUGCAGGUCAUUGCAUGCCGCGGAAUCCACCAACUGUACAGCCUAGCGAGGUCAGUGGAUGAAAUUCCCACAGAUCAGCCGCCCGUGCCUGAAACUUCUAUGCCCAAUGCAGGGGAGCCGGUCACGGAGAAAGAACGCUUAUUGCUCAGAGGCCUGAUCGGCUUGGCAGCAGAAAAAAGAGUGAAAGUCAGCGCGGUCAUUGCGGGCGGCGUGACCUUGUCUUGCGAUACCUUGUUCUGGGUGCCACAAGGUCUCCCUGCUCCGACGUGCCAGGACUUCCGAUGUGCCAAGCGUCGAAAAAGAAGCUUCCCUUGGGAGCUCUGCAUCCAUAUUCCCAAAGAACAAUGGUCGAGCCUAGCAGCUACAAACGUAACACGAGUUGACGAGUUUCCGACAGCGGCGGGGAUUCACCUGGGGAUUCACCAUGACGCCAUGGUGCCCAUGGAGCCGGAAGGGCGAGAACUCAGCAGAUGCCUGCAGCAGAUCUUUGGAGGUGACGAGCUGGUGUCCUUCGACCAUUUGGUCCAUUUGGUCCCUCUGGAUUCAACGUUCCGUCCCGCCCUUGCAGAAGCCUUGCGACCCCUACUGCAACGCCUGGAGGUGGCCGAAGUGGCUCAGAUUCCAGCUAUAUGGCGAUCCUUGGAAAAAGCUUCCUGGCUGCUGAAUGACUUCGGCGACAACGAAUUGGUGGAGUCCAUCAUGGCCGCUGCCAGAGAGGUCCUGGCAGGGCGCGGCACGGUGGCUGCGCAGUUGGUGGAGCAGCACCUGCUGCGGCUACAGCGCUUCCGGACGGAUCCCCUGAGCACUGCCACGGCAUUGACGGAGAGGUCUCGAUUCAGGGAGAUCCUGGCGGAUCUGCCGCCGUGGAAAGAGAAAGUCGAGAUUUUCCAAAGAGAAUCUGUGGCGAAGUACGAAUUGGACUGUGCCAAAACCCUAAAAACUGUGGCCAAAGGUGCUUCCUGCGAAGUCUGGGUGCAUCGUUUGUCCUCCAGUGUGCAGGUUGAACAGGUCAUAGACCAACAUUGUCCCGGCCGAUUCACUUCUGCUUGUGCGGCGACCUGGUUGCAAGAAAGUUUGCCGCUACUCCCAUGGCUUCUGCUCCAUCUACUCCUCCCUGCCAUGAAGCUUUCGAAGGCGAACCACCAGAUUUUGCUGAAGCUUCGCAAGGCAUUGGAGUGCUGCGAUGAUCCAGAGGCCCUAGGGCAGUUACGUGAUGCCUUGGUGAACGCUUGUUCACUGUUGUUGCGGACUGCCUGGUGUCAAUCUACAGAGAUUGACUAUGCUGAGGCCGUUCGCUGGUUCUCCUCUGCUCUGGUGGUGACCCACGAGGCGUGUCAACUUCUGCUGCCCGAGCUGCCUGUGACCAGCGUGGCCGCCGCGCUGGCCGCCACGCCCUUGGCGCAGCCGACCCCAGGGGCGCCCUGGGAGACGUCCACGACCUCGACGACGUCGACGACGUCGCCGGUGAUGGAGGCGCUGGCGGAGGCGCUGGCCGUGGCGGUGCAUGAGGAGAUGAGCUGCUGGGGUGAAGGCGCAGCAUGGCCAGGGAAGAUGGCACCCCUGCUGUUGCUCUUUCGAAUCCUUCCCGACGCAGGAGGCUCCCCACUCCAAGCCCAAGCUCGUUUAAUCGCGCUGAGAGCGUUGCAGCAGGAGGCCAGAUGCCUAGAGCACAGAUUGUUGGAAUUCCUGCAGAACGAGUGCGGACAUCAGCACCCGGUGCUAAGACAUUUGGCCAAAGUGCUCCACGACGCUGACGCUGACGCCGAUGGAGCGGCGAUGGGACCCCUGGGCUUCCGUGCCGUGGCGGUCCCACAGCUGGCCGUCACUCAGCUGGGGCUGGCCGAAACGGGUCCGCGGUUUCCGGUGCCGGUGACGUCUGCGGCGAAGGUGUUGGAAUCCCAACAACUUCAGUGGGAAGAGCUGUAUCGCAAGAAGUUUCCACACCGCCGGUUGCAGUGGACCAGCCUGGGCGCGGUGGAACUCCUAUGGAGGCACCGGAAGGGUGAGACACUUCUGAUUGCUACGGAGAGGCAAGGCCAUGUCUUGCUGGCAGUGGAUGAAGGUGGAGCUUCCGAAUGUGAAGCGAAAGAGGACACGUGGCAGCACGAGCUGCUGCCGUUGCAGCAGGUCCUGACGGCCGACGAGUGCCACGUGGCGCGGCUGGAUCUGCGAGUGGUGCCACGUGGCGCUGCUCCCGUGGUGCAGGAACUGACAUCCCGGCCCUCGCAGUCUGCGGCAGUGGUUGAUGCAGCCCUGGUGCGGCUCCUGAAGCGCUUCCACGUCUUAACUGGUGAGGAGAUCCUCAGAAAGUUGAGCCAAUAUCCCGAGAGCUUAGAACUGGGAGCGGAGUUAUGUGGGCCGAAGGCCUUCAGUGAUGCGCGUGCUGCUGCACAGGAUGAUGGCCGCGAAGCAUUUCAACGGCUGUGUGCUUUGUGUGAUCGCGGCCUCUUGCGUGAGGAGACACAGGAAGUGGGUGGGAACACCUUGACCCUGGCAGGUUCAAAGGCAGUGGAAACCCCACUGCAGCCAGGUGAAUUUCUGCAGCGACGCUUUUUCUACGAGACCUAGGUGAUCUAGGUGCGAGGCCAGCUGCACCAAGUCACCAGUCAAAGAUCCACUGGGCGGAGGAAAAG